Messenger RNA from Echinostoma caproni, 1908 nucleotides. The record is from the annotation of a GenBank genome assembly. Lineage: Eukaryota; Metazoa; Platyhelminthes; Trematoda; Plagiorchiida; Echinostomatidae.
AUGUCAAGCCCACCCAACGAUCGGACAGCCUCUGCUGCCCAAUUGACCAGCCUUAUGCCGGAAUCAGUACUACAAUGCCCAAUUUGUGCCAAACCCUGCAAAUCUAAAGCUGGACUGACACUACAUAAGCGUGUGCACCCUCCGGAAACCGUUACCGCCUUGGCUACUCGUUCCGUCCCAGACAAUCCUCCGCCCGAGUCGUCCCAACCACAACCCCAAUUAGUUGGUCCACAUUCAUGUUCUCUUUGCCCGCUCUCCUUCACUACCGCUACUGGUCUGUCCCAACACCACCGGCAUCGACACCCUACUGAAUACAACGCUAGCAAAUUAUCCAGAAUCCGGCCUUCAACCCGUAACUGGACUCCAUCCGAGGACUCAGAACUGAUCACACAAGCCAAUCUACUGUUCCGCCCUGGAUCCCGGAAGAUUGACCUGUACACCCGCCUGCACGAAAUUCUGCCUCUACGGACAAUCGAAAGCAUCAAAAAACGUUUAGCCCAUCUGAACUGGACCCCUGCCUCGCCGAGCCCCCAUGCAUCUGUACCUCCCCUUCCAUGCACCCCUACCCCAUCUGUCCCCUCACUAUCGCCUAUCUCUAACCAAGUGACUCCCCCUAAUGGACAGCCUCCGGAUCCUCCUGCCCCGAACUCUCCCCUUGACCCCCCCUCCCACCCCCAUACAAUCUACCCCGAGUCACGUCCCCUUCUCGAACGUGCUAUUGAAUACCUGAGCGAUUGCACUGACAAUGCUUUUUCCCCUUCCACACUUCUUAACAUUGCCCUAUCCGCAUUAGCCCCUGAUCCCGACAUCCCAUCCCUCCAUAGACUACUAGAUGCACAUGCUGUAGAGAAUUUCCCCCACCUCUGGAAACCAAGCCGGCCGCGCUCCAAUCGGAUCUCCCGACCACCUGAUAUUGGCAGCCGUCGUCCUCGUCAGUCGGCAAAGCGGAUCGAACGCCGCGCGCAGCACGCCCAUAUUCAAACAUUGUUCUCCCACCGGCGGAAAGACGCCGCCGAAGAGGUUUUCUCUGGGAGAUGGCGUACAUCAUACCGUGACGAUGCCUUCUGGUCCGCGGACUACGCUACCUACUGGAGUGAAAAGCUGUUGUCCCUUCAACCCGUCUUGGUUAAUGGAUCCGAAGUUCUAUCCACCGAUGAAGCCGCCGAACGUAUGGCUGAUGCCCUCCAUAACACUGUCGACGGCAAGGUUCUAUCCUGUCACAAACACUCGGGACCGUCAUCGCCUGCAAACUUCGAUGUAAUCUAUUACCUACGAAGACGCGUCGUCUCCGAGGCUCCCGUGCCUCCGACAAUAUCUACUGCCGAGGUGGCUGUAGGAAACCUGAAUCCCUUGCUCACAUCCUCNUCCCGUGCCUCCGACAAUAUCUACUGCCGAGGUGGCUGUAGGAAACCUGAAUCCCUUGCUCACAUCCUCCAAGAAUGUCCGAUCACCCAUGACCACAGAUGUCGCAGGCAUAACAACGUAGCCUGCUACCUUGCGAAGCUUUUUCGUCGCAAUGGGCAAACAACGUUCACGGAACCUAGACUACCAACUGGAUCGACUUAUUGUAAACCAGACCUUCUAGUCGUCCACGGCUCGACAGCUUUCGUGUGCGAUGUUGCCAUCUGUGCACCCCACCUCAUCUCCCACACAUUCCUUCAUAAACAGAAUAAAUACUCCACACCUGAAAUCACCACACAAAUCAAGACCCUACUCAAUUCCCAGAACUGUACUCCCAGCUCCAUCCUGCAUACCCCAAUUAUUAUUACAUACAAUGGUUUCAUACACCGCAAAUCCCACUCUGCACUGAAAAAACUCAAAUUCUCGGAUAUUGACAUACAAGACAUCCUCACCCUUGCCAUGCGCGGUUCCCUUAAAGCAUACUAUGGUUACAUGAGAGGUGCUUAA